Molecule: messenger RNA, 5767 nt
Organism: Apodemus sylvaticus (European woodmouse)
Lineage: Eukaryota; Metazoa; Chordata; Mammalia; Rodentia; Muridae
Gene: Stx17
Product: syntaxin 17
Exons: 9
Coding region: 177-1085 (302 amino acids)
Biological process (GO): intracellular protein transport; vesicle fusion; exocytosis
Cellular component (GO): plasma membrane; autophagosome membrane; endomembrane system
Molecular function (GO): SNARE binding; SNAP receptor activity
Source: RefSeq, a predicted model, not a curated record
GCGCUGGGCUUCGAUGUGUCACCCUGGGCCGGGAUGUGAAAGGGAGAGACACCGGUCACCAAGCCCUGCUUCGGCCUCCUUCUCAUCAUCACCUGAGUUCUGAGUCCUCUCUUCAGUGAGGUGUUUCUGUCUGAGAGAAGAGCUGCUGCCAGGGGAAGUGGCUCAAGGACUCCAGGAUGUCUGAAGAGGAAGAAAAGGUGAAGUUACGCAGGCUUGAGCCAGCGAUACAGAAAUUCACUAAGAUAGUGAUCCCAACAGACCUGGAGAGGCUACGAAAACACCAGAUAAACAUCGAGAAGUAUCAGCGGUGCAGAAUCUGGGACAAGCUACAUGAAGAACACAUCAACGCAGGGCGCACUGUCCAGCAACUGCGCUCCAAUAUCCGAGAAAUGGAGAAGCUUUGCUUGAAAGUGCACAAGGAUGAUCUGGUCCUUUUGAAGCGAAUGAUAGAUCCUGUCAAAGAAGCAGCAGCCACAGCUACAGCAGAGUUUCUCCAGAUCCACUUGGAAUCUGUUGAAGAACUCAAGAAACAAGUCAAGGAUGAAGAAGUGUUCCUUCAGCCUUCUCUGACCAGAUCCACAACUGUUGAUGGAGUGCUCCACACUGGGGAGGCUGAAGCUGCUCCUCAGAGUCUGACUCAGAUAUAUGCCUUGCCUGAAAUUCCUCGAGACCAAAAUGCUGCUGAGUCCUGGAAAACCUUAGAAGCGAACUUAAUUGAGCUUAGCCAACUGGUCACUGAUAUGUCCCUCCUGGUGUAUUCUCAGCAGGAGAAGAUUGACAGCAUUGCAGACCAUGUCAACAGCGCCGCUGUGAAUGUUGAAGAGGGAACCAAAAACUUGCAGAAGGCUGCAAAAUACAAGCUGGCAGCUCUGCCUGUGGCAGGUGCACUCAUCGGAGGAGUGGUGGGGGGUCCCAUCGGCCUCCUCGCAGGCUUCAAAGUGGCAGGAAUUGCAGCUGCACUUGGUGGUGGGGUGUUAGGCUUCACAGGUGGAAAAUUGAUACAAAGAAGGAAACAGAAAAUGCUGGAGAAGCUCACUUCCAGCUGUCCAGAUCUCCCUAGCCAAAGUGACAAAAAAUGCAGUUAAAGCCCAAGCUUCCAGCUGGUGCUGUGCACCGACCUCAGGAGCAGCUUGCAGUUGUUGGAAGUGUUAGGGUGUGGCUCUCCGUGUCCACGCGGCGUUGAACCACCAUAAGUGGACGUGUUUGUUUGCUGGGUGUUGAUGGAGAGCUUAGAGGUGGAGGAGCCUGGGCAGAGAGUGUCUGUCAGUUUAAAGCCUGUCAAAGAGCAAAGGGAAUGUGAAAACUGGAUCUGUAACUCUAAGGAUCUAAGAUGUGUAGACAUAUAUUGGGCACCUGCGGGUCAGUGGAUUUGUAGAUGAUUUCUUCCUGUAGGGAGGAACAGAAUGUGAGUUCAGGAGUCUUUCUGUCAGCUAGGACUGAAGCUGCACAGCAGGGCACAGGGGAGCUGCUUGUGGACCUGAGGGCCAUUGUACUUAGAUCCAUCUAUAUUUUCUGGGGAAGGAAAUUAACACUAUAAAAUAGAAAAAGAAGCCCAUUUUCUCUUUAUAGUCUCUUCAUUGUGACCCAGAUGUUUUUUUCUGAAGUCUUUCCUGCCUCUCCAGAUAAGGAGCACAGAACCUCACAUGCUAGACCUACUAAACCAGCCACCAAGCCCAUUUCCAGCUGGCGAUUCUGAAAACUAAUCUGCUUCUAGGGUGAAUUCUACCCGUGUUAUAAGGAUUUUUCUCAUAAUCUGUCUUUUUAUAUAGUUUUCCACCUCUAGGUACCCCUACCUAUAAUCUCUUUAAUUGAAACAAGAAAAUUUAAAUACUUCCAACAUUAUUUGGGUUAAGGGGAGUACAGGAUCAUAUCACAGGGCACUUUAGAAGGGGCUAGCAUACCUGCCUCCAGGAAUCAAGGCCCCUCAGUCUUCUUGGGGAUCCAAGAAGGAGUUUCUACCUCACAUCUGUUACUGCUGCCAUCCCCUCUCCUGCCGCUGUUCCUCCCAGUGUUCACACUUAACUUCUCUCACAUUCUAGAUGGCCAAAUCCACAAGUCAGACCCAAGGAAAGAUCUGUGGUGCUAACCCAGCAGUUGACUUGGACAGCAUUCAUGGUCCAGUUCAGCUCCAUGUCUGUCUCAGAAAAGUUUGAGAUAUAGAGCAAAGGAAUAGGAAGAAGUCACUGGUCCCUCAACCCUUACCUCUUCCUGAGGAGAGUGCACUGUCAGGCAGAGCAGAGGCUCAGGGCUGAAGGGUCACCACUUAGCUUCUUUUCAGUGUGCAUUGAUGGUUGACCUCUGUUGGUUACUUCCUUUCCUUCUGUGUUACAACUUCCUUCCCCCAGUGCUUUGUGAGUCUUACCAGUCAUUCCUAUGAAACAGAGUACUACAUCUACAUCGUAUUAAAAGAUUAGAAAGUAUUGAGUAUUUAUUUAUCUGCUGACUUAAGACUUUAAUAGCAAACAAAAUUUGAAUAAUUGUUGGAUCCUGAAAUAUUACCAAACACAUUGGGCAUUAAGUAUUUAGAGUAAUUACUUUUAUUGUCAUUUUGUUCUCUGAAUCUUGCUGCUCCUUUAAGAUAGCAUGUCAAACCUGUGCAGGGGCAGGCAGAACUCAUCCAGAUUUUACUUAAAGUAAGAUUGUUUUGUUUUUCAAGACGGUUUCUCUGUAUAGCACUGGCCUAGCUGUCCUGGAACUUGCUCUGUAGACUAGACUGGCCUUGAACUCAGAGAUCCACCUGCCUCUGCCUCUUGAGUGCUGGCUGCCAUACCCAGCUAAAACAAGAUUCUUGAACAUUGACCCCAGGGUAAUUCAGACACAGCCAGUCCAGCCUGAUUACCUGGGAUUGAAAGGAUAAGUAGUGCUGUUUAAUUCUUUAAUCUCCCGUGUUCUACUUCAUCGUCUUCAUUAUUUAAUACUCAGCUCCAUUAAUCCCCAAAUUGUGAUCAAUCAGUGCGCCAUAACAGCCUCAGCACAUGGAGGUCAAAGAAGCAGGCGUGAGGCUUGGAUGUGAAGCUCACACCCUCUGGACUUGGCAUCUCUGCUGAGCCUGUAUGGGGACCGUUGACUUGUUCAUGAGCCAUCAGCAUUGGGCUUUUGACUCUAGCCAUCUUAAUACUUAAGGAAGUUACAGUCCUCUUUAACAUUUUAUUAUACUUUAACGUUAUUUAGAAAUUGUUUCUCAUUUCUCCACAAUAGAAUCCAAUAGCCAACUUUUUGUAGACAUUUCUUAGAAGUGUUUAAUCAACUAUAAAUGAUAUAAAAGUACUUAAAAGUAUAAAUUAGUCAAUAUGACACAGAAGUGAUCUUAAAAUUGAAUUUAAUAUGCCCCAUAGUGUCUAGUUAAAUUUAUCAUCUCUAUGAUUUAUGUCUUAUUUUUAUUUCAACUAGUUAAAAAAUCAUUUUUUAAUGUCUUAAAAUUUGUAGAGACUUCAUUUUAGUAAUGGCAGUCCUCCUAAUGACUUUUUUUGAUGUUAUAAUCUGAUAAUUUCUCUGAAAUUUUGGCAUAACCCACAGAAAAAAAUGUAUUAGAAUUGAACUUAUGUACAUGAAAACUGUUUAUCAUUAUGUGCAAUACAAUCUGUUUUUUUUCAACAUGCUAAUUUCAACCCACUAAACCAGUCUCAGUCUACAAAUAGAUUGCCACCCUCAGUUUUCAGAAAGAGUCCUCCCUAAGGAGGGGCUGGUGUUGGCCAGGUGGGUUGCUAGGCACAUCACCAGGCAUUCCUGGAUAGAUGGGUGACUGAGCCUCAGAGGAAUUGGGUAUUUUGCAGUCUUUCCAUUCCAAAGGCAGGACGCCUGGGUGGGAUGGGCGUUCUGAUGCCGGCCUCACUCUGCCAUGCUGUGCUGCCUCAGCACACGGAGGUGAGAGCCUGGAAGGCCGGCUGGGAAGGCCCAGGUGGGUCCUUUACUUCUUUGUCUUCUGGCGCCUCACCAGGUGUCCACAGCCUGCUCUUAAUUGUGGCCAUGCAUAGAACACAGAGCUCAAGUAUAAAAUGAGCACCACUCUCCCACCCUGCCCUCUACACAUUGGUUCAUAUCAUAGGCUAUGAUCACUGUUCAAAUGCUUUAUAUAAUUAAAAGUAAACACUACUUUUAAAAACAAAUCUCAUAGAUUUUAGAAUCAAUUAAUCAUUACGCUUUAAAUGAUGCCUCCCUGGGAAGCCAUGAACAAACGAUCAGGGGCGGGUAAUAGGCUAUUUCUGAACAUCUGCUUUUAGAUUGCCACCAAAAAAAAAAAAAUUGCAUGUUAAAUAACAAAAGCCAUGUCCAUUGUGUUGGCCACAGACUAUUUUCCCAUACCUUGUGACCCCGCUCUCUUCCCAUUUCAGUUCUGGCUCUUCUGUUGGCUUCCCUCUCCAACCUCACACACAGCCGCUUGCUGCGGCUGCCUAGAGCUGGGCAGACUUCUGGAGUAGGGGCUGGGGUUCUCCGGGAGCUCCUACCUAUCACAGAUGUCCUUCUGCCUUCCAUGUCCAUGCUUUCUGCAGAGUGAGGACUGGAAGCUGACAACACCUACUGUUAACAAGAAAUUUGGAAUCCCAGCUAGAAAUCUAGCACACAGUAUUUCCUUCCAGUAAAAGCCCAGAAGCCAAACCUUCUUUUGAGUUGUUGGAAAACAAAGGCAUUUCUCGGGAUGCCUCAGAAGUCCUUCCCCAUAGCAUAGACUCUGGAUGGAGGAGUGAAAGCCUGGAGCAAGGCCCUCCUUGGGCAAGCAAUACUUUAUCCUCAGAGAGGGGUGUGGCUGCUGCCCGCAGGUGCUCCGGAUGUCUGAGGACAUCCCCACAGUCGUGGAGGCCGAGCAAGUGCCUCCCCUCUGGCUCGGAGUCAUAACACACAUUCAGAUUCUGUUUGUCUGUGGAGUUUUGUUGUUCCUGUUUUCUGAAAUUGGGUUUUACUGGAAGCCCAGCCCAGGCUCGUUUUAAACUUGCAAUCCUCCUGCUGGGAUUACACACAUCCAGCUCUGUUUUAUAACUGCUACCAGCACGUGUUCCUAAUGAGUGAUUCUGUUUGUUUUCAUCACUUUGGCACCAUUUCACAGAAGAACUGUGUGUUAUUAAUAAUAAUAAAAGAACUAUGUAUCUACAUUGCUAUCUUCAAAGAUACUAACUUGUGACAAAAAUACAUCUGUGCAAUAUUAACCCAACAAAUAUACUGGAAUAAAAACAAAAAGUGCCAAAGGCAAAUGAUUUGCUCAAGAUCACAAAACUACUUUGUAUGUGAUCUAAGAGGAUGAUUUGGGGGGGAGGGGUGUAUUUUUACUAAGGUUUUGAUAGGCCAUGCCAAGUUGGCUGAUAAAGUUCGCAGUCUCUCAGCCCAACUUCAGUCUAAAUCAGGCAAAAUGAGAAGAAAUGUAAGAAUGCAAGUUCAUCUAAAAAGAGGAAGUUAAAUGCAGUUUCUCAGCUUUCCAAACUGUCAGUGCCUUCGCAGCCAGAGCACAAGGACCCUCCAUGGGCUCCUGUGGGUGCUCGUGUGUGAGCAAGACACUCAGUAGUUUGCUUGUUGCAUAUAGGUCUCAACUGUUCGAGAUGUUCCUCUUAGUGUUAAUUAUUGAAUUGUGUUACUGCGUUUCAUCAAUUAAACCCCUAAAAGGAGUUUCCACAUAAUCACUGAACUUUAGAUAUGGCAAGGUAAGGACAAGGAAAGGCUAAAUGGUGAAGAUUUCUUCAAAAUUCAAUCCUUUGUGAAUUGGUUUGUUACUAUGUUGCUGAAUGGUGCUUGAAUAAGGAAAUAUGCAAUAAAAUUCACCCAUUUGACAAACAUUAAA